AUGCAGUUGGAGAGCCUCCUGCCCAGCUUACCCAAGACCUUCUACACCUUAUCUUCAUCCUCGUCGUCUUCAGACAGCACGAGCCCGGGCCAGGCGGAAGCGAGCGCGCACAGCGAGCCCGAACCGAGCAAAAAGUACCGAACCGCGAUGAUGAUGUCGAGCGCCACCAACACCACCACGGGCAGCAGUACCACAGUAGGAGGAGGGUCCGAACGCGAGGGGGACGACUUCCCCGACACCAAGAGCCGAAAGAGUUCUCCAGUGAUGGGGGCAGUGGAGCAGCAGCAGGAGGAAGAACUGUCCGCCGGCCGCCGCUACGGUAUCGACGAGCUCGGCACCGACCGCUACUUCAUCUCCCCGACCUCCGACACCAGUGCGUGCUCCCUGUUCCCGUACAGCGCGCAAGGUGGGCCGGUGUACGGUACCACCGGCUCACGCUACUCCUCCCCGUACUCCUCUUCUUCAGUGCUCGCUCCCCCUCCUCCACCUCCCCCACCUGGACCUCCACCACCUCCUCCACCGGGCAGCGUGUGCCCGGCGCGCAGCCAGCUCGCACCCUCCGCCUACCAGUUCGGACAAGGGCCCGCCUGCCUGUACCCGUCCUACCACCACCCCGCGCUCCCGGUGGGCCGCGCGCAGGUCUACCUGUGCAACCGCGCGCUCUGGCUCAAGUUCCACCGGCACCAGACCGAGAUGAUCAUCACCAAGCAGGGCAGGCGCAUGUUUCCGUUCCUGAGCUUUAACAUCGCUGGGCUGAACGUGAGCUCUCACUACAACGUGUUCGUGGAGGUGGUGCUCGCCGACCCCAACCACUGGCGCUUCCAGGGAGGGAAAUGGGUCACCUGUGGGAAAGCGGACAACAACAUGCAAGGCAACAAGAUGUACGUCCACCCGGAGUCCCCCAACACGGGAGCGCACUGGAUGCGUCAGGAGAUUUCCUUCAGCAAACUCAAACUGACCAACAACAAGGGUGCCAACAACAACAACACCCAGAUGAUCGUCAUGCAGUCCCUCCACAAGUACCAGCCCAGGCUGCACAUCGUGGAGGUGAGUGAGGACGGCGUGGAGGACAUGAGCGGCGAGUCCAAAACCCAGACCUUCACUUUUCCGGAAAACCAGUUCAUAGCGGUCACCGCUUACCAGAACACAGAUAUUACGCAGCUAAAGAUCGACCACAACCCGUUUGCUAAAGGCUUCAGAGACAACUAUGAUUCGAUGUACACUGCUCCAGAGAGCGACAGAUUGACCCCGUCGCCCACCGACUCUCCACGUUCGCACCAGAUCGUUCCGGGGGCGCGUUACGCCAUGCAGCCCUUCUUCCAGGACCAGUUCGUGAACAAUCUCCCUCAGAGCCAUCGUCUGUACGGUGGAGAACGUGCCGUGCCCCAAACCAACGGCCUCCUGUCUCCCCAGAGCGACGACUCUUCCAUCUCCUCCUCCAUAUCCGCGUCGUCCUCGUCCUCCACCACUCAGCGCUGGUUCGUCACCCCGGUCCAGCAGAACGAAGCCGAUUACUCCGUCCUUCCAUACGGCAUCAAACCUCUGCCCCUACAGAGCCCGCACUCUUUCGGUUACUACCCAGAGUCCUCCGCGUUCGCAUCCAUCUCGGCCGGAUGGGGCAGUGGAAGGAGUUCCUAUCAGAGGAAAAUGGGGGCCGGUUUGCCCUGGUCGCCUCGUCCGAGUCCGCCCGCGUUUUCUUUUUCUGAAGACCCGCUGAUCACGGCGGCCGCUAAAGAUAAGCUUCAGGACGAGGGGUCGGUGGGCACGGUGGGCAACGGGGGCAUCUGGGGUCUCGAAACGGCUCCGAAUCUGAAGCCCUUGGACAAAUUUGAAGCCUCGUACUCGAUGGUGUGUAAGAGACGACGCCUCUCCUCCAGCGCCGACGCGUCGCCGACCAUCAAGUGCGAGGACGCGACGAGCGACGAUUAUGGGAAAGAUCAGCCGAAGAGCUACUACGCUUUCUACACCAGUCCGUAAACCAUCCACAUCAUCUCUGCUCCUCUUUCUCUAUUGCGCCACAUUUUCUCCUUUGCGUUUUUUAACUCGUUUUUAACCGCAGGUGCCAAAGCUGUGCUACUUUAUCGUGCUGAUUUUCCUUUUCGUGAACGAUGGCGAUCUAUUAUUUUUUUUAUUUUUUAAUCAGAACUGUUUUCUGUUUCUAAGCAAUCUGCUGGAUUUUAAUUCCUUUUUUUAUUAUUAUUAUAAUUAUUAUUUUAAACAUAGCUAUAUAUUAUAUAUAAAAUGAAUGUGAUUUUUUUUUUCUGCGCCCCUUCCCUUUAAUUUAAGAUCCUUUAUU
Messenger RNA from Trichomycterus rosablanca, 2296 nucleotides. It is a transcript of the gene eomesa, whose product is annotated as eomesodermin homolog a. The transcript is spliced from 6 exons. The coding region runs from base 1 to 1977 and encodes 658 amino acids. Lineage: Eukaryota; Metazoa; Chordata; Actinopteri; Siluriformes; Trichomycteridae. Gene Ontology annotation, molecular function: RNA polymerase II cis-regulatory region sequence-specific DNA binding; DNA-binding transcription factor activity, RNA polymerase II-specific. The record is from RefSeq and is a predicted model, not a curated record. Gene Ontology annotation, cellular component: nucleus. Gene Ontology annotation, biological process: mesoderm formation; positive regulation of DNA-templated transcription; CD8-positive, alpha-beta T cell differentiation involved in immune response.